This is a messenger RNA of Miscanthus lutarioriparius, 381 nucleotides long. Lineage: Eukaryota; Viridiplantae; Streptophyta; Magnoliopsida; Poales; Poaceae. The record is from the annotation of a GenBank genome assembly.
AUGGCCAAGCCCAACCAGGUGUGUGGCCCAUCUGAUGCAGAGGCCAAGCAACUCCUCAAGAAAUUCAAAGACAUGCCAGAUGUUGGCAGCUUCACGAAGAUACAAAAUCAAGAGGAAUUCCUCCACAGUUGCUCGAUAAGGCUCCAUGAGCAGGCUUCUUCUCCCUACACCUACAAUGAGAUGCAAAUCAUGGCAGCAAUAGAGGAACACCAGUUGCAGCAAGACUGGCCGAUAGCCAGCCCAGGCCCAAACAUUGGGGAGAUUGGCACCGUGCUCUAUUGUGCCUUAAUAGGCAGCAGCGGGGACACCAGCAGCAGUGGGUGUGAAAUGAUGCAGCCUUACAAUCAAGGUUCUUGCUCAGGCCUCCCGUGGGCACUGUAG